Molecule: messenger RNA, 1487 nt
Organism: Equus quagga
Lineage: Eukaryota; Metazoa; Chordata; Mammalia; Perissodactyla; Equidae
Product: protocadherin alpha-12-like
Exons: 1
Biological process (GO): homophilic cell-cell adhesion
Cellular component (GO): plasma membrane
Molecular function (GO): calcium ion binding
Source: RefSeq, a predicted model, not a curated record
AGAAAGACUCCUCAUAAAGGUUCGCAGGCGAGCGAUCACUUAAAACUGACAGGCCUACCUCAGAGAUCUCCUUAUCUGCAAUGGUGUUUUCCUGGCCAGGAGGUCCUGGAGCCCGGCGACUGCUGCUGUCGUUUCUGCUCUUGACAGCGGGGGAGGCGGGGAGCGGCCAGGUCCACUACUCGGUUCCCGAGGAGGCCAAACACGGCACCUUCGUGGGCCGCAUCGCCCAGGACUUGGGGCUGGAGCUGGCGGAGCUGGUGCCGCGCCUGUUCCGGGUGGCGUCCAAAGGCCGCGGGGACCUUCUGGAGGUAAAUCUGCAGAAUGGCAUUUUGUUUGUGAAUUCUCGCAUCGACCGCGAGGAGCUGUGCAGGCGGAGCCUGGAGUGCAGCAUCCACCUGGAGGUGAUCGUGGACCGGCCGCUGCAGGUUUUCCACGUGGAGGUGGAGGUGAAGGACAUUAACGACAAUCCGCCGAUGUUCAGAGAAGGAGAACAAAAGGUACUUAUUUCUGAAUCUGCACCUCUGGAAUCUCGUUUUCCUCUAGAGGGCGCUUCCGAUGCAGAUAUCGGUGUAAAUUCUCUUCUGACCUAUAGGUUAAGUCUAAAUGAAUACUUUACUCUGAAAAUAACAACGAAAAACGAUAAAAGUAUAUUGCCUGAACUAGUUCUUCAGAAGUCAUUAGAUAGAGAGGAAACGCCAGAACUUAAUUUACUGCUGACCGCCCUGGAUGGCGGUAAACCCGAGCUAACAGGAUCGGUUCAGAUUCAAAUAACCGUCCUGGAUGUGAACGACAACGCUCCGGAGUUUGAUACGCCUAGCUAUAAAGUAGUGCUGUUUGAAAACGUCCCAAACGACACGAGAGUGAUUCAACUAAACGCUUCUGAUCGAGACGAAGGACUGAAUAGGGAAAUUUCCUAUGGAAUCAGAAUGAUUUUGCCAGUGAGUAAGAACUGUAUAUUUUCAAUAAAUCCAGAAACAGGUGAAAUCAGAAUUUAUGGGAAAUUGGAUUUUGAAGAGAACAGUGAGUAUGAAAUUCAGGUUAACGCCAUUGAUAAAGGGAUCCCUUCCAUGGCAGGUCACUGUACAGUCCUGGUGGAAGUUCAGGACCUGAACGACAAUGCCCCCGAGGUAAUGGUCACUUCGCUGUCGCUCCCGCUGCGAGAGGAUGCUCAGGUGGGCACCGUUAUCGCCUUAAUCAGCAUGUCCGACCAGGACUCUGGCGCCAACGGGCAGGUGACCUGCUCACUAACACGUCAUGUCCCCUUCAAGCUUGUGUCCACUUUCAAGAAUUACUAUUCACUGGUGUUGGACAGCGCUUUGGACCGCGAGAGCGUAGCUAAUUAUGAGCUGGUGGUGACAGUGCGGGAUGGGGGCUCACCUUCGCUGUCGGCCACAGCCAGCGUGUCCGUGGAGGUGGCCGACGUGAACGACAAUGCACCGGCGUUCGCUCAGCCCGAGUACACGGUGUUCGUGAAGGAGAAUAACCCG